AUGGCCUAUGACCGCUAUGUGGCAAUUUGUCACCCACUGACAUGCACAGUCAUCAUGAGCAUUCGCCUCUGUGGCCUGCUGUUUCUACCUUCCUUGUUCAUUAGGAUCAUGAGUGCCUUGUUCCACGGUCUGAUGGUGUUGCAACUGUCCUUCGGCCCAGAUCCGGAAAUUCCUUACUUUUUUUGUGAAGUUCUUCAGGUCAUUGAGGUUGCCUGUUCUGAUGCCCUCCUCAAUAACAUCUUCUCAUAUUUUGCAGCUACCGUAUUAUGUGGUGUUCCUCUCUGUGGAAUCAUUUUCUCUUAUAUACAAAUUGCUUCCUCCAUUUUGAGAAUGCCAUCAGCAGGUGGAAAGUAUAAAGCUUUCUCCACCUGUGGGUCUCACCUCUCAGUUGUUUCCUUGUUUUAUGGGACGGGCUUAGGCACGUAUGUUAGUGCUGCAUUUACACACUCUUCCAGGAAGACUGCAGUAGCUUCAGUGAUGUACACUGUGGCCACUCCCAUGAUGAACCCCUUUGUCUAUAGCCUGAGAAACAGGGAUGUGAAGGGGGCUUACAGAAAAAUUUUCAGGAGCAUAACUGCUUUUCAGUGA
This is a messenger RNA of Loxodonta africana (African savanna elephant), 588 nucleotides long. RefSeq names its product olfactory receptor 7G1-like. NCBI's taxonomy places the organism in Eukaryota, Metazoa, Chordata, Mammalia, Proboscidea, Elephantidae. Gene Ontology annotation, molecular function: olfactory receptor activity. The record is from RefSeq and is a predicted model, not a curated record. The coding region runs from base 1 to 588 and encodes 195 amino acids. Gene Ontology annotation, cellular component: plasma membrane. Gene Ontology annotation, biological process: G protein-coupled receptor signaling pathway. The transcript has a single exon.